AUGAAAUCAUCAUCUUCACCAUCGUCAACAUCAUCAUCAUCAUCACCUUCAAAUACAUAUAAAAUCAGUAAGAAUGCAACACCGCCUUUAAAUAUGAUAGGAAGAACUACACAUAAACCAACACAGAUUCCAUCAUUGCAAUCAACUGGAUCGACGCCUAGUUCGAAAUCAAAGUUUCAACCCAUCAAUUUACCGAGUGAAAAGAGUGAGAGUGGACCCGAGGAGAAGCAAUUGCCCUCGACUACAUCUGUCUGGGGUAGUGGUGGCGGUGCGGCUGCAGCUAUCCUCGGUGGCAAAACCACUGUGUCCACCCCGACCACUCCACUCGCCAAUAUAGCACCGAUCUCCACCCCAACACCAACCUCUACACUCACACCAAUCUCCACUCCCAACCUCACCACUACCACUACCAACAGCAGUAACAACAACAACAACAACAACAACAGUACAAAUACAUCACAGCAACAACAAAGUAGUUUGACUCCUCUCACCACUUCAAUCUCAACACCAACCAACAGUAUAAGCAGAGAAAGUAGUUCAUCGAAUUUGAAUAAAGAUAGAGAAAGAGACAACAGAGAUAAUAGAGACAACAGAGACUAUAGUAGCAGCAGCGGAACAAGUGGAAGUUCAACUCCAUAUGCACCGAUCUCUCAUUCAAACAUUGCUCUGAACAGUCCAAAUCUUGCAACUCAAUCUUCACUCUUACCAUCACCUUCGGUAGCAACUCCAACCGGAUCCAACACACCUGCAUAUAUUGGACAUGACGACCAUUCUUCUCACAAUAUGAAGGGUAGCACAGAUUCAUUCUCAAGACCAUCAAGCAUAUAUGAAAGAGAAGAACAAUAUAAUAGCAACAGUAGUAGUAAUAGUAAUAAGAAAUCAUAUCAGGAAAAUACAUUACCUACAACACCAACUUCACAGAGAUCGUCGUCGAUUCAAUCACCUUCUGCCUCUAACAGUAAUAGUAAUAGCUAUCAUAAUAGUAGUAUGUCACCGACUACAACUACUACUAGUACUGGUUCGGGAUCAAGUAGUUCGUCGUUGUCGGUCGUCGCCAAUAUCAGUUCGCCAAGCUCGACUAUUUCGCCAACAAAGUCCUCUGGUGUCGCUGAUAUUUUUGGUAAUUCAUGGGCAAACACUGACUGGGCCAACGAUGAGGAUAUGGACUAUUCAAAGCCAUUGGUUUUCAUCGAUGAGAAUAUCGCGCAAGCCAAGGAGCGUGAAGCAGAGCUGAAGCGACAGGAAGAGGAGCGUGAGCGUCAACGUAUCUACGAGGAGGAACAAGAGAGAAUCAGGGAGGAAGAAGAGAGAGCUCGCGCCGAGGAAGAGUUGUUACAGAGACAGCGCGAUGAGGAAGAGCGCAAACGACAGGAGCAACUCAGAAUCAAGCGUGAGAAAGAAGAGUCGGCGCGACUCGAAGCCGAGUGGUUGCGACAAGAGAAAGAACGAAAGGAGCACAUGAACGAAGAGAUAAAGAAGCGUGUUGAGCAGGCAAACGAAACCGAGCGUAUCAGACUGGAACGUGCCAAGAAGAAACUGGAGGAGCUCGAAGCAAAUGAAAGAGAGGAACGCGAAAGAGUUCGUCAGCUGGAGCUCGCCCGUGAACGAGAGGAAAAAGAAAAGGAACGUGAGAAAGAACGUGAAAGAGAAAGAGAACGUGAGAGAGAACGUGAAAGUAGAGAUAGAGAAAGAGAUCGUGAGGAUAGAGAUAGAUUCAACAAGCAUCAACAACAUGUCGGACCACCACCACCACAACAACAACAAAGAAGACAACAAUAUGGCCAAUAUCAACAACAGAAUCAACAGCAACAACAGCAGUAUGAUGAUAGAUAUAAUAAUAGAGAUAAUAGACGUCCAAAUCAAAUGAUGCCACCUCCACCACAACAACAACAACCAUAUAAUAGAAGAGACGACCGACGUUAUAAUAAUAAUAAUAAUAAUGAUAGAGAUAUGAUGAAUCGUCCACCAAGCUCCGAUAGAGAUAGUCGUGAAAGAGUAGACAACAGAAGAUCACACGAGCGUGAAUUGAAUAUCAAUCAAAGACCAAUGUCAAUGAGAAUACCGAGCGAGGGAAGACGAUCGAAUGAACGUCCAGCCUCCCUCGAGAGACCUUUGCCAAUGGAAUAUAAUGAUCGUUCGCCAAGAGAUCAUUACGAGAGAGAUAGACCUGAUAGAGGUGGUAGAUUCCAUCAUUAUGACAACAGAAGAGAUGACUUUAACCGUCAGCCAGUCCCUCAUCACGACAGAGAUCACGACAAUAGAGAUAGCAGAGACAGCAGAGAAAGAGAUAGAGACUAUCCACAUCCACCAAAUCCACAUCAUCACCACCCACAUCAUUACGACAGCAGAGACAGAGGAGGUGAUAGAGAAAGAGAAAGAGAAAGAGAUUAUCCACAUCCACCAAACCCACAUCACCACGUUGAUAGGGGCGACAGAGACCAACACAACGAUCCAAGAGAUAGAGAUGAUAAUAUGCGUGUAAGAGACAACAGAGAUAGCAGAGGAGGUGAAAGAGACAACAGAGAUAGCAGAGACAACAGAGAAAGAGCUGACCACCAUCACCAUCAAUAUCAUCACGAUAGAGAUAGCAGAGACAACAGAGAAAGAGGUGACCAUCACCAGCCACAUGAAUACAGAGAUCCCAGAGAUAGAGGAUAUCCACAACAAAGAGAUAAUAGAAACUAUCAGGAAAACUUUGAUAAUCGCGGUGGCGGUGAUUUUAGAGAUAGAGAGCACAACCAUCCUGCACCUCUUAACGCUCACGGUCAGUUGCCACCCCCACCACAUGGAUACAACAACCAACAGGGUCACAAUAAUCCAAGAGGUAGAGGAGACGAUCAACAUCAAAUGAGAAAGAUGGAUAACAGAGGUAGUUACAACAAUGAUAAUUUUGAUAAUAGACCAAGAGGUGGAGAUCGUUAUCCGCCACACCAACAACCAUUACAACAUAAUUCAAACUAUCAACAACAACAACAACAUCACAACCAACAACAACAGCCAUACCAACAACAUCAACAACAACAACAUCAACCAUAUAAUAGACAACCAUAUCACAACCAACAACAACAUCAACACAACCCAAACUACCAACAACAACAAUAUCAAAAUUAUCCAAAGACCAUAUUAACUAAAGACAAAUCACAAACCGAUCUUAAAAAUGAUUUUAGUGCUCCACAUGAAUCAAAAUCUACUUCUCAACACCCCUCGAAAUCGUCUGAAACAAUUCAAGACCCACAAACUGCUGAACCCUCAACAAAGACUGUAGAUAACUCUGUAGAUAAUCAAUCAACACUUCCCGUUGCCAACACUACCCAAACUGCACAGCCAGAGGUAACCACCGAAUCAUCCACCAACAAUAAUCCUUUGGAAGGUAAUGUUGAACCAUCGUCACAACAACACAAACAGGAAAAUGUAGAUAAAUCGAAUCCAUCACCACACAUUCAACAACAAUCAACGAAUAAAAGAUAUAACAAUAAUAACAAUAAUAACAACAAUAAUAAUAAUAGCAAACAUGGUAAUUUUAAUAGAAUGAAUAGUGAUAAUAAUAAUAGAAAAUAUCAACAACCUCAACAACAACAACAACAUCAAAUUUUAAAAAGAGAGAAAAGUAAAGAGGAGUUUACUAGAAAAGAUAGUUCGUUGAAUCAAUCACAGGAAUUCAAGCAACAACAACAACAAAAAGAUGGUGCAGCUCCUUCAAAUUCACUAAUUGAGAAUACUUCUCAACAACAAUCUUCAUCGCAUCCAACUCAAAUUCGUAGAACCAAGUCGAAAGAGUGGACAAAGAAGGAGCUAUCAUCGAGCCAAGACAGCAACAAGAGUGAAUCCGAUGAUAAACCACCAAAGAAAGACAAGAGAAAUGAUCAGAGAGGUGAUAGAGACAGAGACAGAGAGAGAGAUAAUAAAGAAAGAGAUCCAUCAAAGGGUGGUGACUACAAGGGUGAGAGAAAAUACUCUAGAGAAAACAGUGGUGGCCAACGUGAACGUUCCGAUAGAGAUCAACAGCAACGUGGUGGUGACAGAGAUCUGAAACGUUCCGGUUCAUUCAAGAACAGCGGUGGUACCUAUCAGAAGAAAGAGCAACAGCCAGGUGACAAAGAUGCUUCAUGGAAAUCCAGCCAAGAUGGUUCCAAGCAAAAUAAGCCAGUUAGCAGUGCACCAACCGGAGAAGUAGUUACAGCGGCCCCAGUCGCAGCGGCUCCAGUAGUACCUGUUGCUCCAAGUCCACCAAUUAACGCAUGGGUUGUCAAGCCUGCUUGGGAACAAGUGACUGCACCUGCUCCGGCACCUGCUCCACUACCGGCACCUGUUUCUGCACCAGUUCAACAACCACAAGCCAAUCCAUCGACUCAAACUUCACCACCAGGUGCUGCCAAUACCAAUGCACAGCCAUCGAACAACAAUACUCCAAAGCAACAACACUCACAAGGAAAAUCACCCAAGGAUCACAAAGGUUCGUCUUCAUCUCCAUCCCCGCAACGACAAUACAAACAGAAAUAUGAUUCUCCACAACAACAGCAGCAACAACAAAAUGGAGAUAACAACUCUGGUGGAUACAAGAAAAAGACAGGACAAUCAGGCGAUAACAAAAAGAAGAACCAACAAUAUGUUGCAAAGAAUCCACAAACUACACCAACACCCACUUCCACUUCCACUCCUACAUCUACCACCUCCACCACUUCCAACACUACCUCCUCGAACACUCCAAGUAGUGAAUCUAAACAACAACAACAAUAA
Molecule: messenger RNA, 4737 nt
Organism: Heterostelium album PN500
Lineage: Eukaryota; Evosea; Eumycetozoa; Acytosteliales; Acytosteliaceae
Exons: 3
Coding region: 1-4737 (1578 amino acids)
Source: RefSeq, a predicted model, not a curated record